This is a messenger RNA of Diprion similis, 627 nucleotides long. Its product is annotated as glycine-rich cell wall structural protein-like. Bases 112 to 516 code for a protein of 134 amino acids. The transcript has 3 exons. NCBI's taxonomy places the organism in Eukaryota, Metazoa, Arthropoda, Insecta, Hymenoptera, Diprionidae. The record is from RefSeq and is a predicted model, not a curated record.
UAUAAAAGGAGUCCGGUUGCCGGUGUAAAGCAGAUCAAAACCGAGUGGACGAGAGCUCGCAGUAGUAGAGCGGUUACAUUUCCUGACCGGGUCUCAACGUCAGCUUGCAAGAUGACACUCAGCCUGUCUUUGGUCAUUCUCGUCGUGUCGACACUCCUGAGCCUUGCAGCCGCUGGCGGAGGCGGACACGGUGGACAUGAUCACGUGGUAAUUCACGUCCCGUAUAAAAUCAAGACCAUUCAUCAUACGCACACGAUAACGAAACACAUUCACCACGGGGGCGGCGGCGGCGGCGGUGGAGACAAGUACGAGGUCCUCGGCUACACCGUCGGUCACCCAAUCGACCUUGGAGGUCACGGAGGCGGUGGCCAUGACUUCGGGGGUGGCGGCCAUGACUUUGGGGGUGGAUUUGGAGGCGGCAGUUUUGGCGGAGGUCAUGACUUUGGCGGAGGCGGUGGCGGUCACGACUUUGGUGGCGGCUGGGGUGGCCAAGAAGAAUAUGGCGGCGGCCAUUAGCCGAUCGUCGUUGUUUUACGUCGUCGCGCUGCAAGUUUACCUUAUCGUAGAGUACAUAGAAAAGGUUCUACCUUACAACCUCCCUUAACCGUUAACCCCAUCCAAUCAUGU